This is a messenger RNA of Zophobas morio, 761 nucleotides long. RefSeq names its product ribonuclease P protein subunit p29 (gene Pop4). Gene Ontology annotation, cellular component: ribonuclease MRP complex; ribonuclease P complex. Gene Ontology annotation, biological process: rRNA processing; tRNA 5'-leader removal. The transcript is spliced from 3 exons. Lineage: Eukaryota; Metazoa; Arthropoda; Insecta; Coleoptera; Tenebrionidae. The record is from RefSeq and is a predicted model, not a curated record. Gene Ontology annotation, molecular function: ribonuclease P RNA binding. The coding region runs from base 61 to 729 and encodes 222 amino acids.
GCCUACUUGACACAAGUGUUUGUGCACCUAACCUAAGUUUAUGUUUUGAUUUAUUUAAAAAUGACGAACGCAUUGUAUUCGAAUUUACCGGAAAACUAUUUACCUGAUGCUCCUGAGAUAGGUGAACCGUAUAAAUAUAUAGAAAAUCUUCUCCUCAAAGAACUACCGAAGUCUGACUCCAAAAACUUAAGUCAUGAGCUUAAGUGGACAUUUUUACUAGAAAAACACCGAAGUACUAAGAAAAAACCGAAACCAAUCCGGAAAAAGAAGACUUUUUUAACACGGAAAGAACGAAAGGAGUUGGAUAUAUUAAAACUUCCAAAAACUGGUUGGGAUUAUGAUUCCUUGGCCCCCAUUAGACAAAUGUGGCGUGAAUACAUGAAACAAAACUUGGAAUUAGUAGGACCAGCUCCGAGUUGCACAGACUCUGAUUGGAGCAAUUUCUCCACCAUUUUAGCACGCUCUGAAGUGAUUGGUAGCGAAUUAAAAGUGGUUAGGUCGAAAGUUCCGUCACACAUUGGCUUAUCAGGCACUGUUGUUUUAGAAACCAAAACGACGUUUCAAAUAGUGACCCCUCAGUCACAGUUUAAGAUUAUCCCUAAAAACACCUCCGUUUUUGAGUUCCUUUUAGACAAACUAAAAUUCACCGUGUUUGGUAAACACAUCAUGACAAAACCUAGCGAGAGAAGCGUGAAAAAAAUCAAAUCACAAAUGUUACCAGAUUUAUAAAAUUUAAUUCAUCGAUAAAUCUAUAAUUGCGA